AUGGCUCUUCUGGUUUGGGCCAUUGUCUGUGCUUCGACUUGGUCUUCUUAUGGAGGAGAACAGGAAGAAAGCAGCUAUGAUCAUUGCUCGUAUAGAAAUUGGCGGAGUUGUGGAAGUUUCUAUGGCAGGGGAGGUAAAGAAGUGAAUCGUGCUAAUAAAGGGUAUGGUACCGGAGGCGGAGGUGGUGAAGGUGGCGGCGGUGGCGAUAAGGCUGGUGGGUCUGGUCACGGUGAAGGUUAUGGAGCUGGCGGUGGCACGGGUGGUAAUGGUGGAGGUGGCGGAGGAGGAGGUGGAGAAGGGGGAGGAAGUGGAACUAAUGGAGGGUCGGGUCACGGGAGUGGGUUUGGUGCCGGCGCUGGUGUUGGCGUUGCAAAUGGGUCCUCUGGGACUAGUGGUGGCGGAGGAGGAGAGGGUGGAGGAAGUGGUGGUGGUAGUGUGGGUGGGUCCAGUGCUGGGUCUGGCCAUGGCAGCGGUUUUGGUGGCGGGGUUGGUGAAGGAGGAGCUGGCGGCGGCGGCGGCGGCGGCGGCGGCGGCGGCGGUGGUGGUGGUGAAGGAGGUGGGAAUGGCGAAAAUGGAGGUUCUGGUCAUGGUAAAGGUUUUGGUGCCGGUGCUGGUGGUAGUGAAGGAGGUGGAGGUGGGGGUGGCGGUGGAGGUGAAGGAGGUGGUUCAAAUGGAGGGUCUGGUCACGGUAGUGGUUUUGGUGCCGGUGUUGGUACGGGAGGAGGUGGAGGUGGUGGUGGAGGAGGAGGAGGUAGUGGCUCUAAUGGGGGUUCUGGUCAUGGUAGUGGCUUUGGAUCCGGUUUUGGUUUUGGAGGUGGAAGUGGUGGUGGCGGCGGAGGCGGCGGCGGCGGUGGUGGUGGAGAUAGUGGUGGGGGAGAAGGUCAUGGCGAGGGUAGUGGGUUCGGAAUGGGAGGUGGUGAAGCAGAGGGCGUAGGAGGUGGUGUUGGGAAAGGUUACGGUGGAAGUAGUAGUAAAGGUAAUAAUAAUGGUAUGAGCAUGGGAUUUGGAAUGGGUAUUGGAAUGGGAUUUAGCAUGGGAAGUGGCGGUGGAGCUGAUGAUACCACCAAUACUAGUUCUAAUAGUGAUGAUAAAUCUACUAAUCAAGUCGACCACCACCCCUAG
Molecule: messenger RNA, 1122 nt
Organism: Humulus lupulus (European hop)
Lineage: Eukaryota; Viridiplantae; Streptophyta; Magnoliopsida; Rosales; Cannabaceae
Product: glycine-rich cell wall structural protein 1-like
Exons: 1
Coding region: 1-1122 (373 amino acids)
Source: RefSeq, a predicted model, not a curated record